Dentiscutata erythropus is the source of this 849-nucleotide messenger RNA. The record is from the annotation of a GenBank genome assembly. NCBI's taxonomy places the organism in Eukaryota, Fungi, Glomeromycota, Glomeromycetes, Diversisporales, Gigasporaceae.
AUGAGCUUUGAUGUAUUACUUAGCAUUAUUUGGAAUGAUGAUUUGAAUAAAGCACCAAGAGAAUUUUGCAUAUUUCAAGGGUUGAUGCUUCAAUUUACGACGUAUACAGCAAGUAUUUCUGCAGUUUGUUUCGCCUUGCAAUCGUAUCAAUUAGUAGUUUUAAAGAGAGAAACCUCUAUCAAAUGGAUCUAUUCUUCAAUUAUUGUCUAUCCUAUUCUAAUGACAUCAAUCCUUGUUUCGCUUUCUUACGGAUUUGAUUCGAUUCAUGUGCGUGAUUUAAGCUGUGAUGUUAUAACUCCUCCCUGGGUAAGAUUGGUUGGAUAUGCAGGUUCAAACUUAUUGAUCUCUAUACCUGGAGUAUAUUGGAGCGGUCGAGUCGCUUGGGUAGUAUUUAAUCAUUCGGAACGUACUCUGCGAACCUUUUCGACACUUCCGAUGUUGCAACAAGAAAAUCAAAUCGAAAAUAAUAGUCAACUCAAAUAUAAUUCAUCGAUACCUAUAAAUAUAAAAAUCACAAAUUUUAAUAAUCCAACACAAAAUCAAAACCAACGUCUUACUCAAGGAAUAGGACCGAAAAUAAAAUAUAAAAUAACUCGUACAGCUGCAAUUCGCAUGGCUUGUUUUUCAAUUGGAUUCCUAGUUAUAAGUUUGAUUGUUUCGAUUGACACAUUGAUUAUUUUGUUUUCAAACUCUCCAACAGAAACUAAAAUAUCUGGAAACGAUGGGGCAGGUAGUUUAAUAGGAAUUGUGGUGUUUCUUAUUUUUGGUACUACCAAAGAUUCAAACGUCCUGAAAAAAUGUUUUCAAAAACGAAGAAUCAAGGAAAGAGAAAAUAAUAAUGGGAUAUAG